Messenger RNA from Chenopodium quinoa (quinoa), 2324 nucleotides. RefSeq names its product MLO-like protein 1. The transcript has 14 exons. Gene Ontology annotation, biological process: defense response. Lineage: Eukaryota; Viridiplantae; Streptophyta; Magnoliopsida; Caryophyllales; Amaranthaceae. Bases 41 to 1528 code for a protein of 495 amino acids. Gene Ontology annotation, cellular component: membrane. The record is from RefSeq and is a predicted model, not a curated record.
UCAUUUUUUCUGUCAUCUUUAAAGAAAGAACUCUAGAGAGAUGAGUGGGGGUGGAGUAGGAGAAACUAAUUUGCAAUCGACACCAUCAUGGGUGGUGGCAAUCGUAUGCAUGGUUUUCGUCCUCAUUUCUUUGGCCGCCGAGAGGUUAAUUCACUUCACCGGCAAGUACUUGAAGAAGUCGAACAAGAAACCCCUUUAUCAAGCCCUCCAAAAAAUCAAAGAAGAAUUGAUGUUGGUGGGGUUUAUAUCAUUGCUGCUGACGGUAUUCCAAGGAAGAAUUGGUAGACUAUGCAUUUCCCAUAAUUUGGCAAAUAAAUGGCUUCCUUGUAAGAAGGAACCUCAAGCUGUCCCUCACACUCACGCAGCUUGGCGUCAUCUUCUCUCCGAGUCUACUGACUCUACUUAUUGUCAACAACAGGGAAAAGUUCCAUUGUUAUCAGUAACAGCGCUGCAUCAUUUGCACAUAUUCAUAUUUGUAUUAGCUGUUGUCCAUGUGAUUAUGUGCGCCCUCACUGUUCUCUUUGGCGGCUUUAAGAUAAAGAGUCAAUGGCAAACGUGGGAAGAGUUAAUCCACAAAAAGGAGCUUGAUCCUGAACAUGGUAGAAAAGAUGAAAUUACAGUCGUAGAGCAACAUGAUUUUAUCAAAGGUCGUUCUUGGGCAGUCCAUUACACUUUGCUAGGGUGGGUGCAAGCAUUUUUCAAACAAUAUUAUGGGUCAGUAACAGAAUCAGAUUAUAUCACUAUGCGAAUGGGCUUCAUCAUGACACAUUGCAAGGGCAAUCCCAAAUUUAAUUUUCACAAGUACAUGGUUCGUGCCUAUGAAGCUGACUUCAAGAGAGUUGUUGGAAUUAGCUGGUUUCUUUGGUUAUUUGUGGUGGUCUUUUUGUUUCUAAAUGUUAAUGGUUACCAUGUUUAUUUCUGGAUUGCUUUCAUUCCACUCAUACUGUUAUUUUGCGUGGGUACAAAAUUGGAGCACAUAAUCAUCCAACUUGCAAAGCAGGUUGCUCAAAGUCGAAGGCAUUCUGUAAUUGAUGGAAAUGUUGAAAUCCAUCCAUCAGACACUCACUUUUGGUUUCACAAACCUCGGCUUCUCCUUCUCUUGAUUCAUAUCAUCUUGUUUCAGAACUCCUUCGAAGUUGCGUUUUUCUUCUGGAUUUGGGUACAAUAUGGUUUUGACUCGUGCAUUAUGGGUUCAAUUGGCUAUACCAUACCAAGACUCGUGAUUGCGGCAUUUGUGCAAUUUGUCUGCAGUUAUAGCACAUUACCACUCUAUGCAAUUGUUACCCAGAUGGGAAGCUCCUUCAACAAGGCGAUAUUCGAGGAUUACAUACAAGAAGGCCUAAUACAUUGGGCACAGAAGGCCAGAAAAACGACGACAUCUUUGCAUGCUCCUGAUACAACUAAAAAAGUAACACCCAAAAGAACUAUGUCUAUGCCUGCUGUAAGACUAUCUACUAUGACUGACAAGCAACACGAUCAAGAUUCGACAAUAAAAGAGAUACAACUAGAAAAUGAUCAUGUUAAGUAACAAUGGACCGACAAUGUAGUAAUUUUUGGACGUUUAGAGGGUUUGUUCUUUGUUAUGGUAUGGUUGAUGUCUUCACAAAAUAGCCUUUUACGUGGUGUGACAUCCUGUGUGUGCUCGUGGUGGAGUCGUGGAUCAAUGAGGUUUGCUAGAUGAUUUACUAUGACUUCUUGGCCUUUUCAGGUGUCGCCGCCUUGCUAGGUUGCUUGCCGGUUGUUAGUCGAGUUAGGGUUUGGUAGUUGUCUUUUUUAUGCAAGGAGCGAGCCUUGCGAGUUUGAGUUGCUGGUUUGGGCUUGGAUGUUUGUGUUAUAUGCCUUCCUAUGUCUCAUUAUUUUUAUGUAUUAGAUUUAGUGUUACAAUUUCAACACUUAGAAGUCUCUAAGGUACCUAAUUGCUUUAAAUUUUUUUUCUAUGUUAUACGAGAAAAAUAUUGACAAAUUUAGAAAAGGUAUGACAAUAUGAUUAAACAAAGUAUUGGGUGAGUCUGUUUCACCGUGAGUCCACCCACCCAUAUAUACCGUGAGUCCACACACCCAUAUAUUAAUAUUAAUGUAUAUGUUAAUUCAUGGACGAAAAAUCGUGCAAUUCACAAAUGUUAUAAAAUACAUGGAUAAUUGGAUAUCCUUAUUACUCCCUCCGUUUCUUGUUAUUUGCAUUAUUUGAGAUUGCACGGAGUUUUAGGAGAGUAAUAUAAUAUUGUGAGUGAGUGAAUAAAUUAUUAUAGUAAAAGUAAGAUGGGGACAAUGAAAGAGAAAGAAUGUGAGAGAGGAUAGAUAUAUUUAUUAUUUAAGUGGGGACC